CAACUUCGCUGUGAAACACCCAUGAUGUAGUUCUAUGUAGUUCUUGCCAUCCCAAAGGGAUCGCAAAGACGUGUGCAAUGAGGCCCACGAGGAAUUGGCGACACACCUGGUGCUUCCUGUGCUUCGCGACCGAGGCGGUGUAUCAGGGUGUGACGAAUGUGCGCUUUGACGACAGCGAAGAUAGUUAUGGCAUGAUCGGAGGGACCAUCAGUUGGACCUUGCCCGAGAACAUGGAGAAUGUGGAACUCUUUAUGCCCUGGCUGGGCGUGGAUGACACGGCAGAGUUCCAGAAGCGCGCCACCGGGAUGUCUUUGUUUAACGUCAACAACAACAUCUACGCCUAUGCGCCCGAGACGGAGUUCGUCGCCCGCCCCACCAACCGUGUGCCUCCGUGGCCGGCCUUCUUCCCGUACAACGGCGAUGAGCCGCUGCUGUCCAUCCAGGUGCACACGCGCAUUAGCGGGAACUGGCAGACAACGGAGGAGCUGGAAGAAGUCUCCAAGAUGGUGAUUCAUGAUCUUGGUUGGACAGGCACUUCAUUGCCGAUCACCAAAGAGGAUGUGAUCUUCACGGACCAGGAUCUUCGUUGUGGCUUCCUGGGUGGGAGCAUCCUCAUUUCGGUGCCCAGUGGCACGGAUAUGGCCAUGGUGCAGUCCUGGCGGGUUUACCUCAGCGAGGAUUUGCAGGGCAACAAUCCCAGUGCUGUGUCUUGGGACCUUCCAGUCAGCUUCAAUGCCAUGGUGACGCUUCCGGCAGACUUCCAACAGAAUCAGAGCACGGUACUGAAUGUGGCCGGGCUCACGGACAACGGUGAGCUCACGCUGCGGAAGCCGAUCCUGGACGAUUGUGGUGGACUCCCUGACUUGCCGUUCAACAUGAGCUUCACCGACCAGGAUCCUGAGGCGGAGAUGAUCAACGGCACCGUGUCGGUGGAGAUCGCCUUAGAGUACUCAGAUCAGUAUAGCUCCCUGAACUUCUUCUUGGCCUUGAAUUCGACUGGCUAUGGCCGCUUGUACCUUGGGCAACUCGAGCCCUUCCAAACGCAGCUGCAGGUCCUCACAGGGACGCGAUUGGACAGCCGUGACCAUUUGCUGGCGUACUUGAACAACUCGUACGGUGAGCAGCUGUUUCCGAGAUUCUUGCGGAUCCAGGAUCUGAGCAACGCGGCGCCGGGAGCCUCUUCAAAGGUGCGCUCGAUGAGCUUCACCGACGAGAACCAAUUCUAUGGGGAGAUUGCUGGGAUGGUGCGCUGGGUGCCAGGGUCAGUGACCGUCGCCCGGUACUUUGCCAUCUACGUGGCGCAAAACUCCAGCGGGAAGAACCAAGUGCAGGUGAGCCCAGAGGUUCCCGUGGACCAGGGGGACGAGUGGUACAUUAACGUGAGGAGCACCCAGAGGUGA
Messenger RNA from Durusdinium trenchii, 1400 nucleotides. NCBI's taxonomy places the organism in Eukaryota, Dinophyceae, Suessiales, Symbiodiniaceae. The record is from the annotation of a GenBank genome assembly.